AUGGCGGCGAGCAGCCUGUGGGGCCCGGCGGUGGCCGGCGGAGGGGAGAGUAGCGAGAGUGAGGAUGAUGGCUGGGAAAUUGGGUAUCUCGACCGGGCACCUCAGAAAUUUACAGCGCCGUUACCUGCUGAAGAAAAGAAUGAAAUGUUUAAGAAAGCAUUGACCACAGGAGAUACUUCGUUGGUUGAAGAGCUCCUAAACGCUGGCAUCAGUGUGGACUCCAGCUUUCGGUAUGGGUGGACACCCCUUAUGUUUGCUGCAAGCAUUGCCAACGUCAACCUGGUCCGGGUCCUUUUGAACAGAGGUGCUAAUGCAAGCUUUGAAAAGGAUAAGCAAACUGUUUUGAUGACUGCGUGUUCUGCUCGUGGCUCACAGGAACAGAUCAUAAAGUGUGUAGAGCUACUACUUUCCCGAAAUGCUGACCCAAAUGUUGCUUGUAGGAGACAGAUGACUCCAAUCAUGUAUGCUGCCCGAGGUGGUCACCCUCAGGUUGUUGCUCUUCUUGUUGCGCAUGGAGCAGAAGUUAAUGCCCAGGAUGAGAAUGGCUACACUGCUUUAACGUGGGCAGCAUAUCAGGGUCAUAAAAAUGUUAUUUUGAAGUUGCUUGAACUUGGAGCUAAUAAAAUGCUACAAACCAAAGAUGGAAAGACACCAAGUGAGAUUGCAAAUAGAAAUAAACAUCCAGAGAUCUUCAGCUUACUUUCUUUGACAUUAAAUCCACUGGAAGGAAAGAUUCAACAACUAACUAAAGAAGAGACUAUUUGUAAAAUGUUAGCAACAGAUUGUGAUAAAGAAAAAGAUAAUUUAUUUAGUUCAUACACAGCAUUUGGAGAGUUGGACUUAUUUUUACAUGGUCUUGGACUUGAACAUAUGACAGAUUUAUUAAAGGAAAGGGAUAUAUCUUUAAGACACCUUAUGACCAUGAAAAAAGAUGAAUUUUUAAAGAAUGGAAUUACAAAUAAAGACCAGCAGAAAAUUCUGUCUGCUCUUAAAGAAUUAAUGGUAGAAGAGAUAAAAUUUGGAGAGCUACCUGAAGUAGCAAAGUUGGAAAUCAGUGGUGAUGAGUUCCUCAAUUUCCUUCUGAAAUUGAACAAACAGUGUGGCCAUUUAAUAACAGCCGUACAGAAUAUCAUAACGGAGUUGCCUGUAAACUCUCACAAGAUAGUACUAGAAUGGGCUUCUCCCCGGAAUUUUACUUCUGUUUGUGAAGAACUGGUUACUAAUGUUGAAGGUUUGAGUGAAGAGGUCUGCAGACUGAAAGACUUAAUUCAGAAGCUACAAAAUGAACGGGAAAGUGAUCCUACACAUAUACCCUUGGUGGAAGAAGUGUCGCCAUGGAAGAGUAGACUUUUGAAGAGAACAGCUGUUACAGUAUGUGGAUUUGGGAUUCUUCUUGGCAUUUGCAAGCUAAUGUUCCAGAGAAAAUUACUGUAAUUUUUAAAAGUAAUACAUGUAAAUAUUUUAAAUUUAUCUUGCUCAAACUAUUAAACAAAAAUUGCUUUUAUCCAUUUGUGCCACAAUAGAACUUUACACUCUUUGCCAGUACUUCAGCAAAAAAAAUUA
This is a messenger RNA of Echinops telfairi (small Madagascar hedgehog), 1563 nucleotides long. RefSeq names its product ankyrin repeat, SAM and basic leucine zipper domain containing 1 (gene ASZ1). NCBI's taxonomy places the organism in Eukaryota, Metazoa, Chordata, Mammalia, Afrosoricida, Tenrecidae. Gene Ontology annotation, biological process: piRNA processing. The record is from RefSeq and is a predicted model, not a curated record. Gene Ontology annotation, cellular component: pi-body. The transcript is spliced from 13 exons. Gene Ontology annotation, molecular function: protein binding. The coding region runs from base 1 to 1434 and encodes 477 amino acids.